Messenger RNA from Pseudovirgaria hyperparasitica, 1560 nucleotides. Its product is annotated as cytochrome P450 alkane hydroxylase-like protein. Gene Ontology annotation, molecular function: oxidoreductase activity, acting on paired donors, with incorporation or reduction of molecular oxygen, reduced flavin or flavoprotein as one donor, and incorporation of one atom of oxygen; iron ion binding; heme binding. NCBI's taxonomy places the organism in Eukaryota, Fungi, Ascomycota, Dothideomycetes, Acrospermales, Acrospermaceae. The record is from RefSeq and is a predicted model, not a curated record. The transcript has 2 exons. Bases 1 to 1560 code for a protein of 519 amino acids.
AUGGUCAGCCUCUUCGCGCUCACGGGCGUAUGCAUUGGAGUAGCCAUCGUGAGAACAAUCAUCCUCGCGAUAUAUGAGAGACUGCGUUAUCGAAGAGCUGUCCAUCAACAUGGCUGUCGAGCGCCGAGAAAAUACCCUAACCUCGAUCCGCUGCUCGGUAUGGAUCUCUUUUGCCGCAUCCGGAUGGCCGAUUUUCGAGGCCAAAGGUCAAACUUCUACCGGGACAUGCACAGGAAACUUGGCGGGACUUUUCAGAUGAAGACUUGUGGAGUCACGGAAGUCCAGACGGCGGACCCGGAGAAUAUACAAGCAAUCGCUGCCACGAACUUUGGUGACUGGGGUGUUGGGCCCAUGAGGGGAGACAUUGGGGCGCCGUUCUUAGACCGUGGAAUCUUUACUGAUGAUGGCGAGUUCUGGAAGCACUCACGAGCUCUUGUGAAACCUACUUUCAAUCGUGCUGAAGUCGCCGAUCUUCCAUCCUUCGAGAAUCAUGUGCAGCGAUUCAUGGAACAUAUACCCAAAGACGGGGAGACAUUCGAUAUGCUCCAUCUGGCAAAGCGUUUGUUCCUUGAUACAUCGACCGAAUUCAUAUUCGGCCAGUCUGUCGAGUCUCUCCAACCCGAGACCCCUUUCGAAACCGACCGCUUCCUCAAAGCCUUCGACCGCUCCCUCCUCAAUCUCGCCCUGCGCAUAAUCACUGGUCCUUUCCACUUCCUAUUCUCCCUUGACCCCGGCUACAAGCCCGCCUAUACCAUCGUCCACGAAUUCGUCGACAAGAACGUCCACAAAGCCCUCGCCAAACGCGCUCAAGCAUUGAACCCAUCCUCGCUCCCCAGCGCAGAGAAGGCCGCCGACCCACACGACAGCGGCAAAUACAUCCUCCUCGACGGCAUGACCCAACAGAUCACCGACCCUAUCGCCCUCCGCGCACAAAUCAUAAACGUAUUUUUCCCCGCCCGCGACACCUCCGCCAUCGCCUUCUCAAACUGCAUCUGGGAACUCGCCCAACACCCACCGGCAUGGUCCUCUCUACGUGCCGAAGCCCUAGCUCUCGGCACUCAGCCUCUCACCUUCGAAGUCAUAAAAGCCCUCCCAGUAACAAAAUCCAUCAUCAACGAAACCCUCCGCUUACACCUGCCCGCGUCGCGAAUAGGCCGCGCCGCGCUGCGCGAUACAGUGCUACCGGUCGGCGGCGGGCCAGAUGGGCGCAGCCCCUUAUUUGUGCCUAAGGGCAGAGUUGCAGAAAUGGACCUCUACUCCUUGCAUCGCGAUAAGAGCAUUUGGGGCGAAGAUGCAGAUGAAUGGGAGCCGGAGCGGUGGGGGCCGGGCAGACCGCUCUGGGAGGCAAAGUGGCAGUACGUACCGUUUCUGGGAGGGGUGCGCAUGUGUCCGGCGCAGAAUAUGGUGUUGAUUCAGGUUGCGUAUUUGCUAGUCAGGGUGGCGAGGGAGUGGGAGAGGUGCGAGUUUCGGGAUGAGACUGGGGUGUUUGAGGAGGAGAUCAAGUUGACGGUGGAGAGCAGGAGAGGGGUCAGGAUUGGGUUUGGGGGAAAGCAGAGUUAA